Molecule: messenger RNA, 5989 nt
Organism: Coregonus clupeaformis (lake whitefish)
Lineage: Eukaryota; Metazoa; Chordata; Actinopteri; Salmoniformes; Salmonidae
Product: retinoic acid receptor beta-like
Exons: 8
Coding region: 896-2293 (465 amino acids)
Biological process (GO): cellular response to corticotropin-releasing hormone stimulus; regulation of transcription by RNA polymerase II; retinoic acid receptor signaling pathway
Cellular component (GO): nucleus; transcription regulator complex
Molecular function (GO): RNA polymerase II cis-regulatory region sequence-specific DNA binding; zinc ion binding; nuclear glucocorticoid receptor binding
Source: RefSeq, a predicted model, not a curated record
CAUAUAUUAGGCAAUUCAAUCUUUCAUUUUCUGUGACCAAACUAGUAGGAAAUGAGCUGCAUGGAGGCAGGAUAACCCAUUCGACAUCCAAACAGGGAGAUGUGGUUUUAAAACGCGAUCUGUAAUAUUUAUAAGAACAUAUUUUCAGUACGGCGGGCUCGAGCGAGGAGCUUGUUGUUAAGCGCACCGGACGGGGCUGUGCAAAAAAUAUAUAUAGGAUAUACACGUUGGAACGUUACGGAGGUAACUGACUGGCUGACACACGUUGGGACCUUACGGAGGUAACUGACUGGCUGACACACGUUGGGACCUUACGGAGGUAACUGACUGGCUGACACACGUUGGGACGUUACGGAGGUAACUGACUGGCUGACACACGUUGUAAUGUUACGGAGGUGACAGACUGGCUGACACACGUUGGAACGUUACGGAGGUGACAGACUGGCUGACACACGUUGGAACGUUACGGAGGUAACUGACUGGCUGACACACGUUGGGACCUUACGGAGGUAACUGACUGGCUGACACACGUUGGGACGUUACGGAGGUGACAGACUGGCUGACACACGUUGUAAUGUUACGGAGGUGACAGACUGGCUGACACACGUUGUAAUGUUACGGAGGUGGUUGACUGGCUGACACCUUUUCGUCUCAACAACCGGACACCGGAGGAAAAUGGCAAAUCAUAAUUUGGGUCAAUUACAAGCUUUUAGCGGUGUUGUCUGUCAUAAUUCAGGAUUCUAAUAGUCUGGGAAGAAGAACAAUAUUUUACGUGCCAAGAAAGGGGCAGACUUUGAUGGAGUUGUGUGCACUUUUGUUCGCGAUUCUUAUCCACACCUAAAGGAUAUUUUAAAGGCACUCAAUAACAGGCAGACUGUUGCGACUAAGGGAAAUCAUGUUUGAUUGUAUGGAUGUGCUAGCGGUGAGCCCUGGACAAAUGUUGGAUUUCUACACUUCGAGUCCCUCUUCGUGUAUGCUACAAGAGAAGGCACUGAAAGCGUGCUUCAGCGGGCUCGCUCAGAGAGACUGGCAACACCGCCGGAGCGCACAGUCCAUCGAGACCCAGAGCACCAGUUCUGAGGAGCUGGUCCCAAGCCCCCCGUCCCCCCUGCCCCCGCCCCGCGUCUACAAGCCCUGCUUCGUGUGCCAGGACAAGUCCUCGGGGUACCACUAUGGCGUCAGCGCCUGCGAGGGCUGCAAGGGUUUUUUCCGUAGAUCCAUCCAGAAGAACAUGGUAUACACGUGUCACCGGGACAAGAACUGCAUCAUUAACAAGGUGACCAGGAACCGCUGUCAGUACUGCCGGCUCCAGAAGUGCUUUGGCGUGGGCAUGUCCAAAGAGUCUGUCCGGAAUGACCGCAAUAAGAAGAAGAAAGAGAGUCCCAAGCCAGAGCUGACCGAGAACUACGAGCUGAGUGCAGAACAAGAGGCCAUCAUAGAGAAGAUACGCAAGGCUCAUCAGGAGACCUUCCCAUCGCUCUGCCAGCUGGGGAAAUACACCACGAACUCGAGUGCAGAACAACGCGUGAGGCUGGACCUGGGGCUGUGGGAUAAGUUCAGUGAGCUGGCUACUAAGUGCAUUAUAAAGAUCGUGGAGUUUGCCAAACGAGUGCCUGGCUUCACAGGACUCACCAUAGCUGACCAGAUCACGCUGCUUAAAGCUGCCUGCCUUGACAUACUGAUUUUGCGUAUCUGUACGCGGUACACUCCGGACCAGGACACCAUGACGUUCUCAGACGGGCUGACCCUGAACCGGACCCAGAUGCACAACGCAGGCUUCGGCCCGCUCACCGACCUGGUGUUCACUUUCGCCCACCAGCUGCUGCCCAUGGAGAUGGACGACACAGAGACAGGCCUGCUCAGCGCCAUCUGCCUCAUCUCUGGAGACCGUCAGGACCUGGAGGAACCCUCUAAGGUCGACCAGCUCCAGGAGCCCCUACUGGAAGCUCUGAAGAUCUACGUGAGGAAGAGGAGGCCCAGCAAGCCACACAUGUUCCCCAAGACCCUGAUGAAGAUCACUGACCUCCGCAGCAUCAGCGCCAAAGGUGCGGAGCGGGUCAUUUCGCUGAAGAUGGAGAUCCCUGGCUCCAUGCCUCCUCUGAUCCAGGAGAUGCUGGAGAACUCAGAGGGUCAAGACAGCCAGAGCAGCACCGAGGGCGAGGAUGGCAGCAGCCACAAGAAGGGAAUCCCUAAGGGGGGUAAACCCUGCCCUGUGUCCCCUGACCCAGACGCUUCAGACAGCGACGGGCCCACAGCGGCCCCCAAGGAGGAGGAGGAGGAAGAGGACCCCUAGGUCCCCAUGGAACUCAGGGGCCUCUCAGACUGACACUCUCUCUCUCGCUGACAUUCCUUUGCACACAAAAAAACAACAGAAAAUAGGUCAACAGCAUGGUGGAGCAGGCCGUUGGUCCCUUGGCGAACCACCACCACCUUUGCUUGUUCUUAUGUUAUCCUUUUACGUUUGUUUUUUCCUUCUCUCGCUUUGCCUCUUUAUUUUCCCUUAAAAAAAACGACAACACUAAAACCUAAAAGGACCAGUGGUUGGUUUGUGUAUAAUUCUACAUUUAUCGAGCUCUUAUUUUGGCGUUGUGUCUCGGGGACUAGGGCGUGAUUGGUCAAGUUGGGUUUGACUCCGUCCGGCAACGCCCAUUUACCUGUUGUACACAAAGGUCAUAGGUCAUCCUCCUCAGGUCUCCUGUGUAAAUUCAUCCGUGCAUGACGGGCUCGCCGAGUUUAAUACGUAGUUUUAAUCUCUCUUUCUCUCAGUCUCUCUCAUAUUGUUGGAAUGCAUUGUACAUACCAUUGUAUGGUUAGAAAUCUGUCUGUUUCUAUGAUGAAUUUUGUGGUGCUUUUUUCAUUGUCUUAAAUAUUAUUGUUUGAGGUGAAAUAGUACAUACAUGACAAGGUUUAAAAGGGGGCUGAAAUGUAAAGUCCUUUACAAAAACAGUUAUAUAGACUGUUCUUGCAUAUAGACAGUAUGGAAGACUAAUACUUUAUAUUUGUUCCUAUAUUUAAAGCUGUUUUUUGUUUUGUCUUUUAUAACUCAUUAUGUUGACGUCUCGAUGAGUGUACAUUACAUUCAUUACAGGCUUCUCUCCCGUAUCAGCUGCUGCAUCUCUUCAGUCGCUUCCUCAAGGGGGGGAAGCCAGACUAUAGAGGUCAUAGAUAAACAAUGACUAGAUUGAAUCUAGAUAUACAAUUACCAGAUUGGAUCUGUCUAUCACAGAUAACAGGCUGUAAUGUAAUGUACAGUGCUUCUGAGGCUAAAAGGCUUCUGAGAUUUUAUCAUAAAAUGACAUUCCCAGAGAGAAACCAAGCAGUCUUAACCAGUGAAAUCUCUCUGGUUAAAGAUAAGUGAUGAGCGACUCUCAUUGACAAAGACUUUCCUUAACCUAAGCUUGCGCCAACUGAGAAAUUGAGCUGUUGUUGUUAAAACAAAUGUGGUUAUACAUUUGGAGUUCCCUUGCAAUUCUCUUGAAAAUUCUCCACAAUCUGUGCAGGGAAAUGCAUUCUUAUUACAGUGGUAAAAUCAAAAUUGCUUCUCUGAUGCAGUUUCAAUCUAGUAAUUGUACAUUAAUGGCUGUCAGCAACUACAAGCAUCUGCGCAACACAAAAUGCACAUUGGAUUCUGGGCCAGGAUUACAAACGAGUCCUGUAGACCCAGAAUCACUACCUACCCCUUCUUACAUACUUGCAUACAUAAGUGUCUUGUUUUGGCAGUAAACCACGGGGACAUUGCAAUCCUUAAAAUACAUAUUCAUGACCUAACCGCUUGGCCGGGAAGAUUGUACACUAGACUCUAAUGUUCUAUCUAGCUGCACAUGUAUGGGAUUCUAGUAGCCACUACGCAUUCUUAGUUCUCGUCCUACAGAGUGACUGACUGUUGCCUUGCUCCUCCGACAGUCCUGUGCAAAACUAUAGUGAUGCAAAGGAGAUUUUUUACACGUGACCCUUAACCCCUGAGACGUGCAGUAACUAUAGGUAGACAAGCUCGGGUAGUGUUCAUUCGUGGUGCAACAUCACCGAAUGUUCAGAUAAUUAUAUAUUAUGUAGACGUGCUUCUCUGUCAUGUAGAAUAGGGAAUCAGGUCAGCUCUAACACAAUAAUAUAUUUGUAUCUGUAACAUUCCUGAACAUUGCACCUCCUGAACCCAACCCUGCUUUGUGUUUUGGACGGCAGAUCCACUAGAGAGCUCUUUUUCUCAGGGAUGAGGAAUGAUGUCCCACAUUCGGCCGCCGCCGCAACGGCCCUUCUGGUCGUAUAAAUAUAUUCUUAGUAAAGCUGCUUUUCUUCAGAGCCUAAGGGCUAGAUUCAAUCCGAAGCGCUGUAGAUCUGCAGUAUACCGCAAUUAAAAUGUAAAGGCAAUGUUCCCGCGUUCGCGGAGACUGCAUUCACGGUAAACGCUGCAUAUAUCGGCACAAUCGGAAAUUACCUUUAAAUUUCAAUCGCGCUAUACCAUGGUUCUUCAGUGCUACGGAUUGGAUCUAACCCAAAUCACAGAUUAGAAUUUGGACACUAUUUAUAAAGUUAAUAGCCUAGAAUCCACACUGAAUAUUGCUGUUCGUUCCACUGUUGUGAAGUGAAACAAUAGUGAUGUUCAGUGCGGAAGCCAGGCUAUAAAGUUUAUACUACAGCUAGGAAGAACUAGGACCUCUACAGUCCCUUAUUACCUGUCGUAGCCUGGUAUCCCUUGUGGUUGAAAGGAUAAGGAUAGAUAAUAUCAUUUACUCAGAUGUUGACUAUUUACUCAACUGUAGCACAAAGGCAAUACUUCUCAUAGCACUUAUAUAAAACUUGAUCAUGUGAAUCAUAUGUAGCUGAUACAAUGUUAAGGGGGAUGGUAAUAAACAAUGUUCUUUAUCACUCUUUAAGGGUAAUAAUAAUUUGGCAUAAACUGUUAUGGGUGUUUAUUGAGUCAUUCAUCUCAGAGGUAUAAAGACAGGAAGGUUCUUUAUUCUGAAUAGAGGCAAACAUUAACCACAAGGGAAUAGAUUACCACUAUAGUUAGUCAGCUAGAACCAAGGUUGGGGUCAAUUCCAAUGUAAUUAUUUCAGUUUACUUCCUGAAUGGACUGAAUUGAUAUGGAAUUGACCCCAACCAUCACUAGAAUCCAGAAACAUCUCACACAUAACCAUCUCCUCCUCUCCUCCAUAUCAACGCCACAUGUAAUACAUACAUAUCUUAAGGGAAAAACAAAACUGUCUCAGUUUUACCAUGUUUGAAUGUGAAUAUGCUGUCCAGGCGUUACAUAGGAAUGAUAUGCAGUGUUAAAGGAAUAUUUACUUUAAAGCAGCAUUUUCGUCAAUUUCAUUGCAUCUCAUUGUAUGUAUGAAAAAAAUGUAAUGCUGUCUUUCCCUCUCUAAGGGAGAGAGGGAUGCAAGGGAAAACAAUCCUGGUGGCUGUGGGUGAAUCUCAAAAGUCUUCCCUACAUUCCUCUCCCUUGAUUCCUCGCCUCCUUCUCAAAAUGCAUUGGAGGAAAGGGUGCAGAACCUCAGACCUUCUCCAACGUGUGUUGUUGAGGUGAGGAAUCGAGGAUGUGAUGAAUCAAGGAAAGACUUGAGAUUUACACUGAGUGUCUUCGAAGUUGGAAAACUUAUUUCACAGCUAAAGAAUGUCUAAAUCCAACUCCCUAGUGUCCAGAGCGCCUCCUACAGGCACCAGGAGACACAGCAGGGAACUCGAUCCAUUCCACAAUGCCGAAUUUACUACGUUGGUUUCUGUUGAAUGUUGUACCGAUGUAACUGUUAAUAUUUACAACUACUAUCCCACUGCAGACUUGUCCAUGUAUUAGAUGGUGUGUGUGUGUGGUGUGCUUUAUGUCUCAACUAAUGGCAGCUUUAGGCUAUCUGACCUCUCAGAGCUUCAUCUCAUAGCCAGCCCCUCUUGGGUAGCAGCUGCUCACCCCCCACACCAUUUAGGACCAGCAUGGGUUCACAAUAGGGUUGCAAAAUUCUAUAAACUUUUCCAAAUUCCCUUUUUUUGUGGUGUG